Messenger RNA from Myxocyprinus asiaticus (Chinese sucker), 5268 nucleotides. Its product is annotated as bifunctional 3'-5' exonuclease/ATP-dependent helicase WRN-like. The record is from RefSeq and is a predicted model, not a curated record. Lineage: Eukaryota; Metazoa; Chordata; Actinopteri; Cypriniformes; Catostomidae. The transcript has 36 exons. Gene Ontology annotation, cellular component: chromosome; nucleus; cytoplasm. Gene Ontology annotation, biological process: DNA replication; telomere maintenance; double-strand break repair via homologous recombination. Gene Ontology annotation, molecular function: 3'-5' DNA helicase activity; four-way junction helicase activity; ATP binding. The coding region runs from base 132 to 4286 and encodes 1384 amino acids.
UAAUCCCAAACGAGCACACAAACACAGCGGCGGGAGAGUUUGGCUACAGGAACUCGAGGUCGAGGAUUCUCGUACAACUCCAAAUGGAUAUUCAACACAAAUGAACACAACUGAGAUUAAAUGAAGCUGUAAUGGGUGACAGAACUCUACCUGACUGGAUGAACAACAAACCUCAUGAGGAAGAACACAGAUCAGGAGCCUAUAAGAAGAAUGAACUGGAAGAUCAUCUUCCUUAUCUGGAGUUUGGUGGAACAGUCAUAUACAGCCAGGAAAGACAUGACUGCUCAUUUCUGUCCGAAGAUUUGAGAUGUUGUCUGGCAUCAGGCUCCGCAGUGGGGUUUGACCUGGAAUGGCCGCCCAGUUUUACAAAAGGAAAGACAAAGAAAGUAGCUGUAGUGCAGCUGUGUGCAUCAGAGGAGAAAUGUUAUCUGUUCCACAUCUCCUGUAUGUCAGGAUUUCCUCCUGGCCUAAAGAUGUUUCUGGAAGAUGAGAACAUCAUGAAAGUUGGUGUGGGGAUUGAGGGAGACAAGUGGAAGCUUUUAUCUGAUUAUGACAUCAAACUUAAGAAUAUUGUUGAGCUGUCUGAUCUGGCAAAUGAAACGCUGAAAUGUAGUGAGAAGUGGAGUUUGGAUGGACUGGCGAAGCACUUGUUAAAGAAGCAGCUGUUUAAAGACAAACUCGUGCGCUGCAGUAACUGGGAUGAGUUUAAUCUGACAGAAGAGCAGAAGAGAUAUGCUGCCAUAGACGCUUACACUGGAUUGCUCAUUUAUCAGAAACUACAGGAAAUCACGAUGUCUGGACGCUCAGGAUGCUCAGCACAUGAUUUGAAGCAGAGAGUCUUUCAGAUUGCUGGUGAUCUUAAAGAACUUGCUAAUGGUAUUCAAGAUGAACUCAUCUGCACAGGCAGUGUUGUGAGUCUUGUAGAUGAUCUGUCUCACACUCUUGCAUCUCUAAGAUGCUUGUUGUUGAAUUGCAACAAAACAGCUGAAAAAUCAGUAGAAGAACAGCCAUCUUUAAAGCACAACCUCCAGGAUACUAAAACCAAGACAGAUCAUGAAGCACUUUCCACAUCAUCUGAGAAGCAGUGUGAGGAAGACUCCAGCAAAUGCACUGAUGUCCAUUCUGAGUGCCUGAUGUCUCUGGACAUCUCUGAAUAUGAGCUGCAGAUGAUGGAGCAGCAGGCCAGACAGGAGCAGCUGGAGGAGGAGUGCAUUCUCGCUUUCCAGACGCAGGAGAACUCUCAUGACGUUCAGAGUGAUGAGGAUCUUGAUGAUGAAAUGAUGAAGUUGGCUGAUGAUGUAGAGAGAUUAAAGGAUGGGGAUGAUCAUGAGAAACGUGUCCCUCAGUCUGCUAAUGAAGAUGAAGAUGAGGAGGUUGCGGAAGAUGAGGAUGAGGAGUUUGAUUCAAGUCUCCCACAACCAACUCCUGAACAAAUUAAAUGUCUGAAAAUGUAUUUUGGACAUCACAGCUUCAAACCCGUUCAGUGGAAAGUGAUUCAAUCUGUUCUUGCUGAGAGGAGGGAUAACCUGGUUGUCAUGGCAACUGGUUAUGGGAAGAGUUUGUGUUUUCAGUUUCCUCCAGUGUACUGUCAGAACAUCAGUGUGGUCAUCUCACCUCUCAUCGCUCUGAUGGAGGAUCAGGUGCUGCAGCUACAAAUGUCAAACAUUACUGCUUGUUUUCUUGGAUCUGCUCAGACCAGAAAUCUGUUUGAGGAGGUGAAGAGGGGUCAUUUCAGAGUGGUGUAUAUGACGCCUGAAUUCUGUUCGGGGAAUAUUCCUCUGCUAGUGCAGCUCAACAGGACACUCGGUCUGUCUCUGGUUGCUGUGGAUGAGGCUCAUUGUAUCUCUCAGUGGGGUCAUGAUUUCAGGAGUGCUUAUCGUGACCUGGGCAAACUCAAGAAAAACCUCCCUGGUGUUCCUAUUUUGGCGCUCACGGCCACGGCAAGUCCGUCUAUCCGUGAUGACAUCGUUAAGAGUCUUCACCUGAGCAAUACCAUCAUCACCUGCACCUCGUUUGACCGGCCCAACCUCUACCUGGAUGUCAAUCGCAAGAGCGGCGAUGUUAUGCAAGACAUCAAGCGAUUUCUCAUUAAAAAGAAAGGGGGUGAUUAUGAGUUUGAAGGAUCAGCUAUUGUGUACUGUCCCUCUAAGAAGGAGGCGGAGCGUGUGACAGCAGCUCUGUGCAAACUGGGCAUCACAUGUGGAGUUUAUCACGCUGGUCUGAGUAUCAAACAGAGGAGAGAGACACAGCACCAAUUCAUGAGAGAUGACAUUCAGUGUGUGGUGGCCACUGUGGCGUUCGGAAUGGGCAUUAAUAAAUCUGAUAUCAGGAAGGUGAUUCAUUAUGGAGCUCCUAAAGAGAUGGAGUCCUACUAUCAGGAGAUCGGCAGAGCUGGCAGAGACGGGCUGCCCAGUGCCUGUCAUGUCUUAUGGACGCCUAGUGAUAUGGCACUGAACCGAUUUCUUCUAAACCAAUCCAAAUGUGAGCGCUUCAGAGAUUACAGGAUGAAUAUGAUGUCUAAAAUGGAGAAGUAUCUGAAUUCUACCAAGUGCAGACGAAAGUUGAUUUUGUCUCAUUUUGAAGACAAGCGUCUGAGGAAAGUGACUGCUGGUAUUCUGGGCAGCAGUCAGUGUUGUGAUAACUGCAGAUCAGGUGUGAACAGGGAGAAUCCAGAGACGGUCCUGCAGGAUUUUGGCUUGUGCGCGUUUCAACUCAUGAAGGCGGUCAGCACCAUGGACGAGAGGUUUGGCAUCACAGCGCCUAUACUCUUCCUGAGGGGAUCUAAUUCCCAGCGGGUUCCGGAUCGCUUUCGGAAGCACACUCUCUUUGGCAUCGGGCGGGAAAUCCCAGAGUUGUGGUGGAAAGCUUUGGGCCGAGAACUUGUUUCUGAAAAAUAUCUGAUGGAAGCCACCGGUCACAACAAAUUCACCACACUCUGCAAACUCGCUCCCAAGGGCAGAUCAUGGCUGAUUAAAGCUGAAGAUCAGGCACAAAGAAAACUGCUGCUGCAGCCCAAUAAAGAACUGUUCAGCCGAGUGUCUGUACCACGGAGAAAGCCAGAUGCCUUGCAGAUUGAGCCUACUGCUUAUAGGAAGCAGUCAGAUCAGAGACCAAAGGUCAGUUUACCAGUUGAAACCCGUCAGAUGGUGGAGACAACAGAUUUAUCCUCUAGAUCAGCUGCCAAGUCGACCCGCAUUUCUGAUGCCAAACCCCAAACACCAGCGGUCUCUGCUAGAGAAAUCCAGCUACAGUCUGAGCUGUAUGGUAAACUGGUUUCUGAGCGUCAGAAGUUAGCGAGUCUGAAAGACAUCCCACCAGCUAUUCUAGCCACCAAUAAAAUCCUGCUGGACAUGGCAAAAAUAAGGCCGUGUACAGUAUCCAGUUUGAAACAGGUGGAUGGUGUGUCAGAAGCUAAAGCAGCCAUGUUAACACCUCUGAUUGACAUCAUUGUCAGAUUCUGUCAGACACACAGUUUACAGGUGGAUGUGUCCAGCUCUGCUCCACUUGUUCAAACACAGUUCUGCAGUGAUUUAGUUGGAGGGGUAGUGAGUCAGUCUCUACCAGAUAGUGUUUCCGUCUCAUACAGACUCUUCCAGAUGGAGCACAAGAGCAUGAGGCAGGUAGCAGAUGCUCGCUGUUUGCCCAUGGCAGUGGUGGAGUCUCACCUGUUACAGGCUCAGAAGAUGAACUGUCCUGUGGACACAGACAGAGCUGGACUCACAACACAUAUCUAUGACACCAUCAGAAACAUCAUUACUGCUCCUCCAAUCAGCACAGAUCUGAGUGAUUUUAAAGCGAUCCGUUAUCGCGUCCCUGAAGAUAUCAGCAACUUCUUGCUCAGACUGGCGUUAUCUAAACUCCAGAGAGAAGGGUUACCUGCUUCAUCCACAGCACACCAGGAGAUCAGCUGGAUAGAACCGCUGGGAAAACCAGUGAGUGCAGACAGACCUGCUGUUAACAGGAUGUUUGAAGAAUCACUGUGUGAAUCAGAUGUCAUGGACAAAAGUGAAGAUGAGCUUUUCCUUGAUCUUCCCAUGCCACAGGAUGAUGUUUGUCCGAAGUCAUUUGACCCGGCUCCUCAGAGCAGUGGAAUCAAUCUGGCCUCCUGGAAUCAAGAGGAUCUGGAUAAAGACACUCAAGAUCUCUUCAGUGAUUCACCUGUAAAGACUUGCAGUGUCAGUCAGCCUAUGAAGAGAAAACUACCUGACUGGGCUGAAGGACCAAACACCUCAGUAACUGCUGCUACUGUAAAGAAGACCAAAAAGAAGAAAGGACUUUUCAUUUGAAAUUGUUAUGUUUUACAAAUCCGUGUCAUGCACAUUGUGUAUUUAGAUAUUUUGUACAAUUUAAAAAAAUAAUUCUGUUAUUACCUAAUUCCAUUAGUGUUGCGGUAUUUGUAUCAACAAAAUAAAAGUGAAUAACAGUGGAACCAUAUAGAUACUGAUGUUAGUAGAACAACUUGUUUCUAAAAGCAUCUGUUUCAAUUCCUAGUGCCGGAGUUUUAUUCGAUUUUAACAGAAGGAACUUGCUCAACAUCAAAUCUUCAUUUUUCUUGCAAUCCACCAACUUGGAAGACUGAAAUUUCAUCGGGGGGGUUGGUAAAGCUUUGUCGUCUAUAAAACAUUGAAAGCUAAUUCCAUAUUUCCUAAAGUGUGAAUGUACAGGGAGAAUAUCAAAGGGCCCAAGCCUUGUGGCACACCAUACUUUACCUGUGUUGUAGAGCAGCUCAUAAUUUACUAAAAUACAGUGAAUGUCUGACAUCUAAACCAGGCUAACUGUAAUCCACAAAUGGCAACAAGGUUCAAGCCUGUUCAAAAGAAUGUUAUGAUAUUUUCCCAUAUUAUUCCUGUUAAUCUCAGUCUCAAUAAGUGCUCAGUUGUAUGUACUUUUAUAUCAGGCGAGGAAGUAUAUCAGAUCUUUAUCUUAGCAUUUUAUGGUUAGUCAAGCAGUGGGAUAAUUAGAUGCCAGUGACUGAGCAUUGUUCUGUAUUGAGAUAAUGAUGAUUCAAUGCUGCUGAAUUUCUCUUGUACCACUGUUCUGUUUUUUUGUUUUUUUAUAUGAUGUUUUUAUUUUGACAUUAAGGCAGCAUAGGACAAUACAAAAAGACAACGACAGGAAGGAGAAAAAAAAAAGGGUGAUUUUACAACAGUUGAAGUACAUCAAUUCCUCCAGUUUUAUAAUUUUUUUUUUUUUUUUUUUUUUUUUUAUAGUUUUAUACAUAUAUUUCUAGGCCAGUGGGCACAGGCAAUAUGGUGGCCAUGCAAACAA